Emiliania huxleyi CCMP1516 is the source of this 2904-nucleotide messenger RNA. RefSeq lists its product as hypothetical. The record is from RefSeq and is a predicted model, not a curated record. Gene Ontology annotation, molecular function: ATP binding; ATP-dependent chromatin remodeler activity. The transcript has 3 exons. Bases 1 to 2904 code for a protein of 967 amino acids. Lineage: Eukaryota; Haptophyta; Isochrysidales; Noelaerhabdaceae.
AUGCCGCGGCCAAGUUCGGUUGAGGAGCUCUUCACUUCUCGCGUGCGCACGCCGGCCUAUUCGUUCCUCCGCCCGAAAGUUGCUGGCACGGGCCUCGCAGAGCUUCCCGUCGAUCUCCUGCAGACCAUCGGCGCUCUGUUGCCGGCGCCGUCCUUCCGGUCGGCGCGAGCUGCGUGCACGGCGCUGCUAGACGCGCUGGCCUUCACGGCGCCCGGGCUCAAGGCGGCGAAGCAGCGCGGCGAAGCGCAGCUGUACGACUGGCAGGCCUCGAACGCGCGGCUAAUCUCUCGGGCCAUGUACCGUUGCUCCAACGGCAAGACGAGGGAUCGGGCGGGACUGCACGGAAGCGAGAGCGAGGGCAUCGUGCUCUGUGAUGCGCCGGGCGGCGGGAAGACGGUGUCGGUGCUCGCCGCGAUCGCUCGGUCGAUGCCUGCUGCAGGCCCAUGCGAGCGGCGCGCUGUUCUUGUCUUUGCGCCCAAGGUCAUUGUGCCUCAGUGGGCCGCCCAGAUCGCUCGCCACUUCGACCCCGGCGUGUCUGGGCUCGCCAUCUAUUGCGCCGACAAGGAGCUCCAUCACUACGAGGAGUCGGGCGCCCAGCGCCUCUCGACGUGGACCGGCGGAGGAGUGUACGUCGAGCAACGUCCCAGCGCGCCGCUGCCAGCGGAUCUACAGCGCUUCGACGUGCUCAUCUUCGCAAAGGAGAUGCUAUCGCUGCGCACCAACCCGUACGACACCACCGGCAAGCAGACGAAGAACGACAAGGUCGUCACCGACCUGCGCCGGUCCGCGCGCCUCUUGGUGGUCGACGAGUCUCACAACCUAAACGGCGCGACCAUCUCCAACCAGAUGCUCAACGUCGAGGCUUUCCAGCGGGUCCCCAAGCUGCUUCUCUCUGGCACGCCCGGGCGCGACCCCAAGCGGCUGUACGCGAUGCUCCGGCUGAUCGGCCACCCGUCGUGGCGCUUCAGCGGCGGAUUCCGCCCGUGGGCCGCCAAGCGUUUCGAGGAGGGCAGCCGUGUGCGGCCCGAGGCCGAGGCGCUGCUCCUCGAGGAGCUCAACGGCGCCUUCCUGCACACGCCCCGGGCGGUCAUCUUCGCGCGGCAGCAGGCCUCUGUCGAGCAUGUAGUCGAGCUGAUCGAGCCGAACGAGAUCGAGGCCGACGCGUACAACUACGCGCUCUCGCUCCACCAGCGCGAUGUGCAGCGCGCGGGCGGGCGCGGGGAGGACGGCUCUGGACGGCCUGCGGAGUGGGCAGAGCAGGCGCCAAAGGACAAGAAGAAGAAGCGCGGAGCCGAGGCCGAGUGGCUGGCUCCCUCCGCCGAGAAGACGGUGCUCGAGCUGCAGAUGGCGACCAACGGGGCGGAGAACUGGACGGUCGCGCUAUCCAAGAAGGACGCGGCGAGCCUCAAGCGCGGCGGGGCCAACGCCCACCCUUACCUGACGGGCUGUCUGGCGGGCCGUGUGCCCGCGUGCGACGCGUGCGGCCUCUUCGUGCCCGGGCUGCUGACGCGCCCCUGCGCGUGCCCCGGCGCUGUGUGCGCCGAGUGCUUUGAGGAGGAGAUUGGCUCGCGGUGGGGAGAGGCGUGCUCCGAAUGCCGGCGCCGGCGCACCAAGGGGCCGUGGAGGCGAGCCAACCCGUACUUCGACCUGCGGACCGAGGCCGAUCGCAACCACGCCGCGGACCUCGGUAGCUCGAUCCGGGUGCAGCAGCAGCAACAGCACCAACAGCACCAACCGCCGCCGCAGCAGCAGCAGCAACCGCCGCCGCCGCAGCAGCAGCACCAGCAGCAUCACUCGCGCACUUUGCUGUUCCGGCAGCCGGCGCCGCGGCACUUCGAGCCGCUGCGCGCCGUCGACGAGAGGCCGACGUUUGCGUCGCGGCCUCUGGCCGAUCUGCGGGCGGCGAUGUCCGCCCGUGGCGACACAGCCGAGGACGGUGCAAAGGUGCAACGGCUCGCCCUCUACUUGCAUCGGCUCGCACAGGAGGGCGCAAAAGUGCUCAUCGUGCCGCCGGCACACCGCGACGUGCGCGGUCUGUUUCUCGAGCGCCUCAGCCUCGCCAUCGGCGCCGACUCGCUCGCCGACCUGAACGGGCUCGAGGGCAAGGCGAAGAGCAAGCUCGAGACGGCCAAGGCGCGCUCCCCGGGCUCCCAAGGUGGGCAGGCCCUCGCCAAGUUCAAGGCGGGACGUGGGCGCUACUGGCAGUGCGCGAGCUGCGGCGCCGUCCACGAGGAGGCGACGCCUGCGUGCGCGACUCCGACCUACCUGGUGCGGCUCGAGGCGCCGGCGGGCGGGGCGCCGGCGGGCGGGGCGCCGGCGGGCGGGGCGCCGGCGGAGGCGCUUCGCUUCCGGACGGAGGUGGACCGUGUCGACGAGCUGGGAGGCCUCCUCCUCGCGCCAGGAGGCGGGCGCGCCACUCUCUACAUCGGCAACCGCGCCGUCGUCCGGAGCCAGAGCGCCGCCGGCGAGGCUGCGACCGCGCCGCGUUUCGGCACCGUCGUCGCCGAGGGGUCGUGCAGCGGCAAGCGGCCGACCGAUUGUGCGCUCCUCGUCCCGGCUGCGGCGGGUUCGUGCUUUGUGCUAGUGCUCAACGCGUCCGGCAUCGAGGGCCUUGACCUUGGCGAGGCGACGCACCUGAUCAAGACGGAGCCGAUUGCGCGCCGAGACAAGGAGCAGCAGGCGGAGGCGCGCGGGAUGCGGCUCGGCUCCGCGGGCAAGCUCAAGAUCGUGUCGAUGCUCAUGCGGGGCACCAUUGAGGAGGCGAUGCACGAGGGCUUGCUUAGGAAGCGGGCGCGGGAGGAAGCAGGCGGCGUCGCGCAGGACGGCGCAGGCGGGAGCGCCGCUCUGCUCAACGGGCUGAAGCUCCUGCGCUCCGUGGAGCACGGCCAAGGGUCUGAAGACUGA